AUGGUGGCCCAACUGCUAGGGCCGGUCUUUCUACUCCUACUUCACUCUGCAAGCUCGCAGAACAUCAAUGGCGAGGUGGUGUACCGUGACAACACUAUGUAUGGUGUGGUGAACAAAGCUGUCAUCCUAGAGUGUGGUACCACCAUACCUGACAUGUACAUAUGGAGCUUCACCAGACCCGGCACUGAAGCCAUCAAAGCGGUGGUGUAUAACUUGGGCCAAGGUCCCAAGAUCCAGAAGCUGGCCCAGACACUUGGGGAGCUGACAGUCAUUUCCAAAAGUGCUGACAUCAGCAUCGACAAGCUGCCUGUGGCAGCACAUGGCCUCUACACUUGCCAGGCGUUCUAUGACAUAGAAGACACGCCCAAGGUCUACUACUACUACGUGCACCUCAACGUCAGAAUUCCAGUCACAAAGCCGCGCCUCCUGGUGAGCGAUGUGUCUCCAGUGGAAGGUACAACAAUAUGGAUGCAAUGUAAUCUGGACAAUGGCACAGGGCCGAUCCAGUACAUGUGGCAACAAGAAAGCCACCAUGGAAACAUCUCAGCGUCCACACAGAGCAACACCAGCGUGGUCAACAUGACAGAUGUGAACCGCAACCAUACAGGGUGGUACCGCUGUCUUGCUAGUAACGCCGUCAACAGUGAGGCCUCGGAUCGGAUAUGGCUGGAUAUUAUCUUUGGUCCAGAUAUCCCUCAGAUCGAAGUGACGCCGUACACUCUGACCGAGCGGGGUUACUCGGCUCUGGAGCGAGAGACAGUGUCUCUGCAGUGUCAAGCUCAUUCCAACCCGCCCAGUCAGUACGUCUGGUUCUACAACAACUCUCAAGUGUACAGCGGGCCACAGUUCACAAUCACCAAGGUCCUCCGCAUGCACACGGGUGACUACGCCUGCCUGGCGCAGAACACCUACCUCAACACACGCUCCAAAAAGACCAUCAGCCUGACUGUCUACUAUCCACCAGAUGGUUCUCCUUCCUGCUCCAUGAAACCAGCCCUGAAUCACACCUCCCUGAGACUGCUCUGUUCCUGGACGGGUGGUUUCCCGACCGCGUCUGUUCACUGGGCCGAACACCUGAGACGUGCAGGGCAAGUCGAGGACGACAGGGGGCACACCAGCGGCAUCUUGCUGCCCUCUGAAGGCCUUGUUUCCAACAGGAGCAUGUUUAAGUGCAUGGGUUCUCACCCUGCAUUGAAACAACCAGUGGAGUGCAGCACACGUGCAUAUCUCCCUGCUUCAGAACCGGCAUGUUUAGCCUACGUGACAACCAACAGGCAGUAUCUCAUGUUGUCCUGCUCUUGGGACGGAGGGACCCCGAAUGCUCUGGUGUGGUGGGAAGGCCCUGGUGGCCAUGGAAAACCAGGGGAAGAGAAUUCUAAUGUUUUAAUCCUUCGCUAUGGAACAGCUCGUAGUGGGAAACCCUACACCUGCCACGCAAAACAUCCACUUCUGGUUCAAACUAAGAUCUGCAGACUCACACUGGAGGCUCCUGUGUUGCUAACGCAGCGGAGUGUUGUGUCCGUGUAUGAGGGGGCCGACGUGCAACUCUCCUGCAACCUGAGGGCCAACUACUUGCCCACUAGUGAAAUAACUUGGUUCAACAAUCACGGUUUGGACGUUCAGGACACGUCCAAGUAUACGCUACUGCGAACAUCAGCGUGGGCCAACCUGACCGUGCGAGACACAGAUCAGAUUCAAGACAGUGGCGAGUACAGGUGUUCCUCCACCAAUGCUGUGGGAGGAGCUGACCUCAACAUCACAUUAGUGGUCAAGAAACACCCAAUGCCACCCAACGCCACCCUGCUCAGGGUGACCUACAUCAGCCGGCACCGCAAUGAAGUCGAGCUGGAGUGGAAGAUCGAGGGUGAGGCCCAACAAGGCUGGACCGGUUUCAUUGUGCAGCACAAAUGGGUGAACGAGCACCCGGGGAGGAGAUUAAGCGGCAACGAUUCUAAAGAAGACAGGGUUGGUCCCUCAGUUUGGCAUCAUAGUAUCAUCCAGGACCCAGAUGUCAGGAUUCAAACAGUGGGGAGGCUGACACCCACAGCUAGAUACCAGUUCCGUGUCACUCCUUUCAACCACAGAACCAUCGGGCACCCCUCUGCUGCAAUAAUGCCAGCCGAGCCGCGUUCUACUAACUACCCUGCUGUGAUCGGAGCAGCAAUAGGGGGGAUGCUCUUUGCAGCUAUUGUCACAGUGCUGCUGCUCGUCUAUAUAAUCCGCAAUCGCAACAACAACCCUCGACUACAUGACAUGCUGUUUGGCCUGCAACACAGCCAGUCCAGAGAGAACAUCAACUUCCCUGAGGAUGAGAUCGUCAACGGGACGGAGGGGGAAAUGGGCGGUUCAUCUAGUCCAACACUGGCUUUACCCAGGGCGUCCUCACCCUUAACCACCUCCCCUACUGCUGGCCAAGCCCCUCCCACAGGAGACGACGAACCCGUCAAUGUCACCAUUACUGUCAAGGCAACCGGCUCCUAAAGCACGGUACUACAGGCAAGGCCGCCUAGUAGUUUCCAAGACUGCGACAAUUCAAGUGUCUAAUUUAUUUACCACUAACUGUCUGGCAUAUACAGUAAACAUCCUUUUUGAAUCUUUUAUUUCAGUACUAUGUUAAGUGACAUAAGAAGGGGUGUCACAUCUUGACGCACAUUGGAUCAAUAAUAGUGUGUUAAAUUAAUGACAACACACACGCAAAAAACAGUACAAGCAAACGGCUUGACGAGAACACAAUAAAAACAUA
Doryrhamphus excisus (bluestripe pipefish) is the source of this 2743-nucleotide messenger RNA. The record is from RefSeq and is a predicted model, not a curated record. Lineage: Eukaryota; Metazoa; Chordata; Actinopteri; Syngnathiformes; Syngnathidae.